Messenger RNA from Lepus europaeus (European hare), 903 nucleotides. RefSeq names its product signal recognition particle 19 (gene SRP19). NCBI's taxonomy places the organism in Eukaryota, Metazoa, Chordata, Mammalia, Lagomorpha, Leporidae. Gene Ontology annotation, molecular function: 7S RNA binding. The coding region runs from base 74 to 508 and encodes 144 amino acids. The transcript has 5 exons. Gene Ontology annotation, cellular component: signal recognition particle, endoplasmic reticulum targeting. The record is from RefSeq and is a predicted model, not a curated record. Gene Ontology annotation, biological process: SRP-dependent cotranslational protein targeting to membrane; SRP-dependent cotranslational protein targeting to membrane, signal sequence recognition.
GGCGCGGCGCUCUCCCGGCCCGGUUCCGGUUGGGGUGCCGUGACGGAGUCGCGGUGCGAGUGUUUCUGUGGCCAUGGCCUGCGCCGCCGCGCGGUCCCCGGCCGACCAGGACAGGUUCAUCUGCAUCUACCCCGCGUACCUGAACAACAAGAAGACCAUCGCGGAGGGGAGGCGGAUCCCCAUCAGCAAGGCUGUUGAAAAUCCUACAGCUACAGAAAUUCAAGAUGUGUGCUCAGCAGUUGGACUUAAUGUGUUUCUUGAGAAAAAUAAAAUGUACUCUAGAGAAUGGAAUCGUGAUGUUCAGUACAGAGGCAGAGUCCGGGUCCAGCUCAAACAGGAAGAUGGCAGCCUUUGUCUUGUGCAGUUCCCAUCACGUAAGUCAGUAAUGCUGUAUGUGGCAGAAAUGAUACCUAAACUGAAAACAAGGACGCAAAAAGCAGGAGGCGGUGACCCAAGCCUUCAACAAGGAGAGGGAAGUAAAAAAGGAAAAGGAAAGAAGAAGAAGUGACCUGGUGUGAGUUCAAGUACGUGACGCCACCGAAAGGGCCACGAGUUGGAAGCUUCUAACUUGAACCUGAGGGGAAUAAGCUUUUUGCCUGCAUCAUUUAAUGGAACUGUGAGCAUCAGUGCCUCCAUCUUCAUCAUCAAACUUGACAUUGAAAUAAGCGUACGUUGGAAGUUUGUAUCUAGUUUUUAUGCAGUGUACAAGAAAGAAUUUUUUGUCCUUCAAUGAAAAUUUUUUGUGGAAAGAAGAAUAUUUUUAAAUGGACAGUGGACUGUACCAUGAGUUACUUGAAAUCCUAUAUUCCUUUGUCCUCUGUGUAAACGUGUUUCAGGAGGUUUAGUAAGAUCUGAAGUACAUUUUGUUCAUCUUUUAAGUUAAUGAAUAAAAUGUUAAGCUGA